AUGGUAAUGUAUUGGAAUAUCAAGUUCCCGAUCGCUGUUGGAGCUCUGUGCAACGGGUUGAUUUCCCGUGGCGUGGAGGCGCAGCAGGUCAGGCGCCCCGAAUGGGUCGGCAUCCCUGACGAUGUCAUGAAAGAAUUCAAACUACAUAAUCAGCUCAGAGAAGGAUUUGAUGCCCCUUGCCAGCGUGUAUCGAAGGACGAUGAGUUUGCCAUCGACAAUGAGAUCCUUUCCUUUCGCGACGACGAUUUGCAGAGGUUGGAUGAUAUCUUUGCUGACGGCGCCGAAUACUAUUUGGACGGUGUCAAGCAAAACGCGCUUCCGCCCACUGCGAUCUACAAGAGCAAAGAUAGUCCAAACGUACUAGUUACCAAGGAUGGCCAUGGUCAGCUUGAGCGUGCCAGCAAAGUCGACCCAGCAACGGGUGAGAGUGUGUUUCUAGUUCCAUUGGAACUUGAGUCCAAGUUCUUUGUCGAAGUGGGACCCACUGACGUCGACGAGCGGAAAUUGCGCAAGUUUAGGUACGGAGAGGCUGAAGUUGUUGACUCGGGGGAGGCGGUCAGGAAGCGCCUUCUUAGGUCUACCAAACUCGCCAUCGAAGAACAAAUCCCUGUAGGUGAGCGCCAUCUACAGACAACAUGCCAGGCUUAUGAUGUGAUUGAGGUGGCUGUGGUUUAUGAAAGCAGGUUUUGCAACUUCUUUGGUGGUCCUUCCAGUUCCAACAACAUUGUCCAGACAAUUAUUGCCGAAACAAGUGUGAAGUACCAGCAGUUCUGCAAGAAGGUUUCCAUGUCUUAUAUUGAGGGUCACUGCAACAGCGCAACCGAUCCUUAUUUCUCCAUGUUUUCGGGGUCUGUUUGUGGAGACUCUGGUUCCCUAUUGACCCAGUUCCGAAACUAUUGGCGUGCUGAACGACAAGGCAUCCCACGCGAUACCGCUCAUUUGUUCCAUGCCUUCACCCAUCCGGCGUCAACCAUCGGCUGCGCAUACAUUGGAGCACUUUGCAGCUCCCAGUUCGGAUAUGCUGUCAAUGAGAUCACGUUUGGACGAAAUGACAACCAAAAUCUUUGGGCGGUCUUGGUGGCUCAUGAACUAGGACACAACGCAGGAGCAAACCAUGACUGUUGUGGCUUCAUCAUGAAUGGAGGAAUUUGUAGCUCUUGUCAAACUUUCAGUUCUCAGUCUGUUGGCGAGAUGAACAACUUCAUUGGGUCCGUCACCUGCAUUGACCCCGAAGCAAAUACCGCCACCCCUACGAUUGGCAGCCCUGAAGCGCCCACCUCCGUUCCGAGCGUUGUCCCAACCGUUGCAACGGGAGAGCCUUCAGGAAGGCCUAGCAUGCUCCCAAGUGUUGCCCCUUCUCUCGAGCCCUCCAUGAAACCAUCAGAAGGCCCGAGCAUGAUGCCAACCGAAAGCAGUGAAAAUCCUAGCAGUAGCCCUACAGCAGCUCCCACAGCACCCAUUGAUUUUCAACCCACUGCGGUGCCCACGAAUGCUGAUGUUCCUACCAGUGCCCCUGCAACACCUAGCCCAAGGAACCCACUACCUUGCCCUACAAGCCCCGCUCCACCCACCAACCCGCCCAUGGAUGGCACGUGUGCAGCCCGGUUCCAGUAUUGUGACCAGAUUCCCUGCUGCCCUGGCUGGCAAUGCUUCUAUGGCAUUGUGUGUUUCUAA
Molecule: messenger RNA, 1674 nt
Organism: Seminavis robusta
Lineage: Eukaryota; Bacillariophyta; Bacillariophyceae; Naviculales; Naviculaceae
Source: the annotation of a GenBank genome assembly